Molecule: messenger RNA, 762 nt
Organism: Xylona heveae TC161
Lineage: Eukaryota; Fungi; Ascomycota; Xylonomycetes; Xylonales; Xylonaceae
Exons: 2
Coding region: 1-762 (253 amino acids)
Source: RefSeq, a predicted model, not a curated record
AUGUCUCUCCAUAAAGCAAUUUAUCCGAAAAAACUACACAGCUGGUUCCUGAAAAGUGACGUGCACAGAUUGGAGGAAGGACAGGAUGAAUCCGAAAAGCCGUUUGUGGGUCAAGGUUCCAGCGCAGAAUCUGACGCCGAUGAUGAAGAACAUGCACGUCGUCCGGUCCCCCCCAGACGCUCCUGUUAUCGCUCCGGUGUGUCGGUUGUGGCCAUCGCAUCCAUUGUUCUCCUAGGAAUGAUUGCAUUUUCAGUUCUCGUCAAGGACAGUCGAAGCGGCAAAGUUCCUAAUGCUCCCAAAGCACAAGUCCAAGGAGGUUCAGUAGUCACAGCACACUGCGGAACCACGCCCGAGGAGGCCCAAGAUCGCGGAUGUUUUUGGGACAUCAUGAGCUUUGGCUGGAUGCAUCCGUCUUGCUUCGACCAAGAAGAAUCAGCUCGAUGGGCAGCCGAAUAUGGCCCAUGGGAAUGGUAUACUGAGAGACCUAGCAAUGCCACAGAUCUAAGGCCUCUCACGGCGGAUGAAUUACCACAUACUCCAGUCGUGUGGACCACUCAAGGCUAUCAUGUUCAGCAUUGCCUCUACGUGCUCAAAAUGAUUCAUUUGGCAGCAAUGGCGGAGAGUCCGGUUUCAAACGAGGGCAUCGAGCUCGGCCACACGGAUCAUUGCACCAAGCUGAUUGCAAAUCCGGAGCUGGUAGAUUAUGGAGAAGUCAAUACCCGCGUACAUUUACUUUUUGUUCAGUGUGUAACUUUAACAUGA